AUGAUUGAAACCGACCGACUGAAACUCCUGAAGAAUGAACCUGAAUGGAUCACCGUGCCGAGCGCAAGUGGCGCUGGGCAGAAUAUCGCACGUUGCCCAAGAUGCAAGAUUGCUGUAUGGAGUGUUUACCUCGAUAACACAGCCAAUGUAAAGGAGGGCAUCCGCAUUGUUCGUGUGGGGACCUUGGACAGCCCAGACCUACUCCCGCCAAACGCUCACAUCUGGGCUUCUGAGAAGCAACCAUGGCUCCUUCUCUCGGAUAAAGCCCCCGUAUUCGAUCGCGGCAGCUAUACCAAGGGGGAAGUGUGGUCCAAGGGGAGUCUUGAAAGGUAUCAGGCCGUAGAAGCACGCGACGGCACUACCCAAUAG
Fonsecaea nubica is the source of this 369-nucleotide messenger RNA. RefSeq lists its product as hypothetical. The record is from RefSeq and is a predicted model, not a curated record. Gene Ontology annotation, molecular function: carbon-sulfur lyase activity. The transcript has a single exon. Lineage: Eukaryota; Fungi; Ascomycota; Eurotiomycetes; Chaetothyriales; Herpotrichiellaceae. The coding region runs from base 1 to 369 and encodes 122 amino acids.